Molecule: messenger RNA, 3043 nt
Organism: Poecilia latipinna (sailfin molly)
Lineage: Eukaryota; Metazoa; Chordata; Actinopteri; Cyprinodontiformes; Poeciliidae
Exons: 3
Coding region: 1253-2722 (489 amino acids)
Molecular function (GO): RNA binding
Source: RefSeq, a predicted model, not a curated record
AGCGGCGCUCCCGGUGGACAUCCGGCCUCAUCACACCUCGCCUUUGCCAAAACAAAGAAAAACAAAACGCGCCACCUUAAAAACUCUGGCACCGGAUUCAAAGGGUGGGAGCGGCGCGACUCGGACGAGGCCGGCCCGACACCGCUUGGGUCUUCGGUGCAACUUUAAGGCGCCAACUUGAACCUCUGCUGCCUCAGUUCUGGACCGUCUCUCAGACGCGGUCCAAAUCAAAGUAUCAGAUGUUUGACUUGUGAACAUUCACAUUUAUUUUUGUUUGUUUUAUAGCUUUUUUGUUUCUUCCUGGCAGACGUAUUUGUACAGAGUUCAGCAAAUCUGCCUUUCUGUUCUAAAACGUUUUUUCUUAGAGGAUUUAUUUGCCAGCUCGUGUGCCUCUUGUGAUAGCAGAUAUAGGACUGUGACAGCUCCACGUAGACCAAGGCACACUCACAAAUGAUUUGUUUUUGCCCACUUUUGUUUUUUUUUUUUGUUUGUUUUUUUCAAAUAAAAGGAUUGAAUUUUGUUAAAGGUUACAAAACUAGCUUUUAUCUUCAGUUGGAUAUCUGACGCUCUCCCCAGUAACAUCUGUACAAUGUGAAAACACUGAAUAAUAGAGACUACCUGAAUUAUUUAAAGAACCGUCAAACACAGUGAAUGUUGCAUUUGCACUGAUUAAUCAAAGUGAAAGAUUUGAUUUGUAUCUAAGCCUGGGUUUUUUUUUUUUUGUUUUUUUUUCUUUUAUGAUCCUCCCUCCCAUACCUGUUUGUUGCACUCGCCAGGCCACUUUGUUUUAUAUGAUUAAAUUAAAAUUGUUUAAAUGCACAAUUAAAAUGCAAACGGAGUGUGUCACUCUUGACUUAAUUUGUGAAACAAGAGUUUUUCAUACUUUUUUUUUUCUGGUUUGUUUGACUUUAAUAAAUGUUUGCACCACACAUAUUGACACUUAAGUCAGGUUAUUAAACUUUUCUGAUUUGUCUCUGCUUAGCAACUUUAUUUGGUUUUGCUGAGAAAAAGAACUAAAUGAGCCGAACUGCUGUUUGAACCCGUCCGUUCGGAUUUGGGUAAACAGAGACACCUAGUGGACAAAUGGCGCUACUGCACCUAGUGGACAGAAGAUGUUCCUACAGCGCCCCACUGUUUCACUCGAGAGUGAAAAUGAAACUGAACGGCUGCUUUAGUUGUGAGUGGUUAUAGCAACGCAAAGCGUGGCUGGAGAAAAGGCGGUAAGAACAGGCUGCGAUGUUUACUGGGCUCCAUGGCUACAGUCAUGGCGGACAGCUGCAGGACGGUGGUCGUAUCCGGUGUGCCCGCGGUGCUGGAGUUCAGCAGGAUGGUCGACAAGUUGAUUAUCCACUUUCAGAGUCGUAGGAGAAGUCACGGAGGGGACGUGGAAGUCGUGAAAUACCCCACUGACAUGGGCGGAGUAGCCUUCGUGACUUUUGACAAAGCUGAAGAUGCAAAGCGGGUGUUGAGAAAGGAGCAGCAAAUCAUGAUGGAUGAGGAGUUUACUCAAGACUACGUUCUCACUGUGUUUCCCUUCAGCACUGAUGUGUUUCUGUACGUGGCCGGAGCUACGGUGGACCUCUCAGUUUUCGGCAGCGAUCAGGCCUCUCUGAUCAAAAGUCUGCAAUCGGCUCACAGAUCAAUCCGCUUCCAAGCGUCACCCCAGCAGAGGAAGGCCUCCAUAGAGGGUCCCUUCUCUGCCGUCAGUGCCCUGAAAGAGGACCUCAUCCGAAGGGCCAGCCAUCUCAGGCCCUCAUCCCAAACCGCAGUCGGCAAACCCAGAGCUAGCUCUCCUCAUCCUAGACUAGCAUCCAAGAAUAGCCCAACAAGCUGCAGAAGCACAGAAGCUAACAGGGAAGCAGCAAACUCCAGCAACUUAUCAAAGUCACCUCACCACACUAGAGAAGCAAGAGAAGUCCAAAGCCUGAUCUCAAAAGCAGAAACUCCAAAAGCUUUCUUGAGGCAGAAAGUGUCUAAUGAGAGUUUGGCUGGAGGGAGCUUCAGACCAGCGGCUGGGGAGGAAAUAAGUACACGACUCGUCUCCUCAUCAGGGCUCGCAUGUUUCCCUAUGGAGGAGACAUUCACUAAACGGCAAAGAGAUUAUAGGAGUGCACAACAACCUGGCAGGUCAGACAAGAUCAGUGCCAUCCAAAGCGGAGCUAAUUAUAUGAAGGAUCCCGGCAGCCCAAUGAGGAACAGUAAGUUCCCUCAGAAUGACCUGAGAAAAGGUUCAACUCCCUCAACAAGCAGCGCAGGGACUUCUGAGUACAUUUUGGUUGACUUUCACACAUUCAGAUACAUAGAAAAAUUUCACAAGACAGAGUUAGACAGGUGCUUGAAGGAUGUUGACAUGACUACCACGGAAGUAGAAGGAGCUGGAGUAAUGGAAAUAUUGCUGAGUGUGAAGCAACCGUCUGGGGCCUCGUCAGGAACCCUCAGAGACGCUUUGGAAAACCUGGAGAAUAUGAUCUACUUUUGGCAGUCUAAACUGAGAGUUCACGUGAUCGAUUACAACAAAUCUGUGUUUUUUGACAAGCAGAAACUGAUUGAGAUGUGCAACCAUGUGAACGACUGGUACAAUAAUGUUCUGUAUCUGUUGGAGAAUUCCUGCAUUAAAGUGAUCGGCCCUUCAGCAAACAUCCUCCUGUUCAGUAAGGAGCUGGAGGACAUGAUGGAUAAAUACUCUGCUGUGAAGCCUGUUAUAGGCAAAAGCAGGAGAUAAAAUCACAUAGGAGACCACAAGGGGGAGCUGUUGGGCCUGACCAAACCUUUUCUUGCACUGAAAUUAGGGCGUACAUUCCUGUUUUUACAACAAAUGUGACCAAACAAAAAAAGACUUUUGUUUUACUUAAUUUUAGUUUUCUGUAAUCUGUUUUGCAUAAAUUAUUGCUCUAUUACAGUAGACAAACUUCUCAUUAAAACCUAAAAGGUGACAGAUGACAAGCUGCCUGAUGUAAUCAGAUCACUUCAACCUCUUUCUGUAAACUCAUGCAGUAUUUUGAUUGGUCUGUCUGUCUCCAACAAUAAAACACUGACAUCUGCG